UUACUGUUCCUUUAACAGGUGGAGGAUUUUUCAGAUUCUAGAUGCAGCAAGUAAGGAUAGACGGGGUUCUCCAAACACUAAUCCAGGCGCCAACUCUCCAUCAUCCACAAAGGCCCGGAACGCAUCUAAGAGUGGGAAAAACUUCCACUACAUCACCAUCCUCCGAGACCCAGUGUCCCGGUACUUGAGCGAGUGGAGGCAUGUCCAGAGAGGGGCCACAUGGAAAGCAUCCCUGCAUGUCUGUGAUGGAAGGCCCCCAACCUCAGAAGAGCUGCCCAGCUGCUACACUGGCGAUGACUGGUCUGGCUGCCCCCUAAAAGAGUUCAUGGACUGUCCCUAUAAUCUAGCCAACAACCGCCAAGUGCGCAUGCUCUCCGACCUGACCCUAGUAGGCUGCUACAACCUGUCUGUCAUGCCUGAGAAGCAGAGGAACAAGGUCCUCCUGGAAAGUGCCAAAUCGAAUCUGAAGCACAUGGCGUUCUUCGGCCUCACUGAGUUUCAGCGAAAGACCCAGUAUCUGUUUGAGAAGACCUUCAACAUGAACUUUAUUUCGCCAUUUACCCAAUACAAUACCACCAGGGCCUCUAGUGUUGAGAUCAAUGAGGAAAUCCAAAAGCGGAUUGAGGGACUAAAUUUUCUGGAUAUGGAAUUGUACAGCUACGCCAAAGAUCUCUUUUUGCAAAGGUAUCAGUUUAUGAGGCAGAAGGAGCAUCAGGAAGCUAGGCAGAAGCGUCAGGAACAACGCAAAUUUCUGAAGGGGAGGUUCCUUCAGACCCAUUUCCAGAGUCAGGGUCAGAGUCAGAAUCCGAGUCAGAACCCAAAUCUGAAUGCCAAUCAGAAUGUGACUCAGAAUCUGAUUCAGAACCUGACUCAGAAUUCGAGUCAGAAUUCGAGCCACAAGGAGAACCGUGAAAGCCAGAAGCAGAGCGCAGGCCAAGAGCAGAGCGAUGGCAACACCAGCAAUGGCACCAACGACUACAUAGGCAGCGUAGAGAAAUGGCGUUAAGUGGCUCCCAACGGCCUUUGCGCACUUGUCCCAAAGCGCCAGUAGGAGUAUGGCAGAUCUUAAAACGUGAGAGUUUCCAAACACAUCUCGCUUCCUUAAGUUUGGAAGUUAAAGGAAAAGUUAAGAUGUUGCCUUUACAGUUGCCUUUCAAUUAAAUGUUAUACUGUGCGUGGGUAAAACAACUCUCGGUAUGUAAUUAAAUUGUCUCUUUUUGGUUUGUUGGAGUAUUUAUAAAAUCCAAAAACCAAACCAGACUUGCCAGAAAUUGCUGUUUCUAUAUUUUAAGAAGUGCUUAAAUUAGUCAGAGACAAAAUGAAAACAUAAAAUGUGGCCAUUCAACUUGUGGCUAAGAAACGGACUCCAAAUUAUUCGUGAUACACUGUUAAAGCUCAAUCUUGGAGGCAGACAUUUGUUUCCAGGGGUAGGCAUGAAUAUAAACAGAAAAAAAAAAAACUACAAUUAACCACGAAACCUUUUAGUUUCUUCUGAUUUUACCAAGGAAUCUAUUUAAAUGGAAUAAGAACUGAUGGUAAAUCUUACCAAACAAUAGAAACGAAGAUUUUUCUGUCUGAAACAUGGGUAGUUUUAUGUAAAAAUAUUGGCUUUUCAAGUAGAACAGGAUUCGUAUCUUGUUAUUUAAGAGAUGUUUAGAAUUUUCAACUUUUUCUACCUUCUACUGUCUAAAGGUUUUAAACAGGGUGUAUCUCAUAGUAAACAAAAACCCUUUUCUCCCAAAUGGAAUACCAGUGUAAAGAUCUAAUUUUCAGACACUUUCUGGGCACUGUAAUUUCAACAAUUCUGGAAUCCUUUUGGCUCUGCUUCUCAUUCAUUUUAAGGCUUCUCCGAGUUGUGCUCAUUCCAAAACAACCCAUUUAUAGAAUCCUUCUUCAUCAUAUAAACGGCGUGUUGCUGAGUUUCUUGUGAUACAUAAUCCUGGAUUAGAGUCAGGACUUUCUUUCUAUAGAAUUGUCUUAUCAAUGUCUGUGUAGUGAGGUCCUUAUCAAGAAACUCUUGAACAGGAUAACGUGUCUAAAAAUAUUGCUGAAGUUAUUCUCGAUCAGAUAGAAGUGAACGGGAAUGUGAGUGAAUUGUUGCUGACUUUUUGUACAAUUUUUUUGUACCGUUUCCAGUUGGGCUGGCUACUUCUAGCCCAUUUGUUCUUUUUGUGUGUGCGUGUUGACAGAUUGUAGACAAUUACAAGAGGGGGGAAAUGGUAGAAUAAGCAUUAGGAUAGCCAGUUAUUCAGUAACACCAAAAGCUGUACCUUGAUGCUUUGGCUAACCCCCUACUAGGUUCUGUUUUUAGAAAGAACAAACAGCAAGAGUGCUCUGCAGUGAGGUUAAGUAGCAGGAGCAUAUGCAUUGAGGAGAGUGAUUUCAUAUUGUUAAGUCUCUGCACAAAUACUUUUAAGGUAUCGGUUAUGAAUCGAGCAGAGCAAGAAGGAGCACGUCCCCCACUGUGCUGGCAAGCAUCAGGAUUCUGGGAAAUUUCCAUUUUAUGGGUUUUGCUAUGCUUUUGUAAGGACUUAACCCUCACCCCCUGCUGUGAAUCUAGCAAGACACUUGGAAGUGGCAUUUAUGUUUUCAGGAGCGACAUGUUUAGAAGUGCGAUGAUAAAGUCACAUCUUGUACAAUCUGCUGCUUAUCUGCAUGAUCUAGUUUCAUCUGUAAUACUAUGGCCACGAGCCGGACAAGAAGCUGAGUAUUUGGGUUUGAAAAUAAAUGUGCUUGACGCUGAGCUUGUAUCACUGUAUCUAAAGUUUCUUUUGUCCAACAGUGUUGCAGUCCUGGGAAUUUGGAGAACUGAAAAACCGAAAGGAAUUUGUUUAAAACCCAGACACGCCUUGAAAUCCACGUGUUUUUGAGUGAAACUAUUUUGUGUACGUUGUGUUUUUAAAAUAAAGAUCCUGUAGAUCACUGUGGUUAUUUCAAUUUUGUUUAGUUUCGAUUCACAGUGUUUGCUCUUAAAACUGAUAGGUACUGCUGAAAAGCAGGACGAAGCCAGAGCCAGUGGAAAAGCUUGUUACAGAAAAAAACAUUUUGUGUUAUAUUGUCGUGGUGUGCAUGGCUUGUGAAGAUUAAGUGCAUUUUCUCUGUCUAUACCGAUUAUUGUAUAUAAGGGAUGUGAUAAAUACACAUUUUUGUCAUUAUCAUAUAAAUCCCAUGAUUUCAACUGUAAACAUCUGUCCAAUGGUGUAGCUUUACAGACCAUUUGCUGAUUUUGUGUAAUUUAACAAUAGAUAUGAAAUAAAGUUUAAAUUACAGACUCUGA
Molecule: messenger RNA, 3277 nt
Organism: Lynx canadensis (Canada lynx)
Lineage: Eukaryota; Metazoa; Chordata; Mammalia; Carnivora; Felidae
Gene: HS6ST2
Product: heparan sulfate 6-O-sulfotransferase 2
Exons: 3
Coding region: 326-1006 (226 amino acids)
Cellular component (GO): membrane
Molecular function (GO): heparan sulfate 6-sulfotransferase activity
Source: RefSeq, a predicted model, not a curated record